Ostrinia furnacalis (Asian corn borer) is the source of this 7471-nucleotide messenger RNA. Its product is annotated as 227 kDa spindle- and centromere-associated protein. The record is from RefSeq and is a predicted model, not a curated record. Bases 101 to 7471 code for a protein of 2456 amino acids. The transcript has 30 exons. Lineage: Eukaryota; Metazoa; Arthropoda; Insecta; Lepidoptera; Crambidae.
UGUAUUUUGUUUGAAAGUGAGAAACGUCGUCUUGACAACGAACGAAUUUUGUGGAUUUUGUAUGAAUUGUUGAUUGAUUUUACUAUGUAUUUGAUAAAUUAUGGAUGAUCCGCAAAAACAAUCGUCACAGUCAACUGAAAUCAAGAAUGUUCUUCCGGAUGUCGUACAUUCUCAACAGAUAGCCGCUGUAGGCGCCGUCGAGGGCGCCGUAACACAGAUCGAUAACGGCCACAAUAUAGAAAACGAAAGCCAAAAUCAGGAUGUCCAGGAAACUAGUGAAACUGAGUCUAUUUCAGAGCACAUACCAUCCAAAGUGGAUUCUCUCUCGGUAACAGACAACGCCAAUCACACACAAUCGGAAGACUUGCUCAAAGUUGAAGGUCAUCAGGAGAAAGUGUCCAAAUCUAAUUCUCCAAACAUUCCAUUCACUUAUUCACCAUUUAGUGAGCACCCUAGUUCACCAGACCCCAGUAAGCAGAGUACAUCCUGGCCUAUUGAUGUCAAUGCUGUGUCAGACAUUCACCAUAUCAGUGAAGAGAGCCCAGUGAACUUAGCAUUAUCAUCAGAAGACUUCUCUAAAGAUGGCGAAACAAAUGAGGGUAAAUCUCAGUCAUUACCUCACACCCCAUCAGCAAAUGAUCAUGGCAAAACACCUCAAGAAUCUCCUAGAAGUGAUAAUUUUGUUGAUUCUCUAAAUGAAGAAUCUGUUCUUAAAUCUCUGGAAUCAGAAAAUGAAAAAUCUUUAGAAAAAUCUAGUAUGUCAAGGAAUCAAGACUCGCUGGAAAAAGACAGUACGGGCUCUGAGGAAAUAAUAAAAUUGGAUAUUCGAGGUCAGGGUGUUCCCAAGUUUCCAUUACCUACUGCUAAAAUCAUAUUUGGACCUCCACCAGAGGGAAGCACUGUCAUAGAUUCAAACAUAGAGCAAAUACCAGUUUUUCCAAAUUUACUUUCACCAUUUUUAGUCGGAGCAGGUGACGGAAUGAAAGUUGAAGAGGUGUUUGACUUCGGUGAACAAGAACCAAAAGAUAUUUCCUUAGACAAAUUGCUGGAAUUAUCACCAGACAAAUCCUUAGAGGUGUCUCCUGACAAAUCUAUGGAACUUUCUCUUGAUAAGCAGAGUUUUUCAAGUGAUAAGAGUGAACAGAAAGACUUGCUUGUUGAAGAGCUUACAGUUGAUGAUGUGAAGGAGAGAGAGGAUGAGAAACUGGAUGAGCCAUCGCUCGGGACACAGCCAAAGUCAAUGCCUCCUGAAGAAACCAUGUCAUUCAGUACCAUGACAACGGACUACAAAACAAUAUGUGAGGAAUAUCAUGCAAAGCUUGUGCACUUCGAAGCCGCUAUCACGCAACGCGAUGAACUAAUCGAGGAACUCACGGUCUCCUUACAGCGGUCCGUGCGCGAGCGCGACGAGCUCAGACACGAGAACGAACACCUCAGUAAUGAGGUGCUUCAGCUCCAACACGCCGUCGGCGAGCAAUCCUCUUCCGACCACGACACGGUCAAAGCUCAGCUCUCAGACUUCAUGAAGUACCAGAGCAUGCUCAAAGACGACAGCACGAAGUUCUACUCCGCUCUCAUGAGCGGAGGAUCAUCUAUACAGAGCUCGAACGGCGAAAAGGACAUGGAUCACGAGGAAAUCACAGUCAACUACUCCAAAUCUGAUCUUCGAUCGAGUGGAUCCUCAGAAGAGUUUCAGACGGGCUUCGAAAAUAAACUGACGACGAUAAUUAGCAAGUUCGACGAGUACAUUGAGGAGAAUUUGCGGAAUAAACUGAGGGAGAGUAUCAUUCAGAUAUUGUGUGAGGAGAUAGGGAAAAUGCGGAUCGAGUCUGACACAGAAGUUAAGGAGUUGGAGACUCAGAUGCAGCAGGACAAGCAGACGUUUACAGUGGAGACGAGGCGCCUAAGAGAGCUGCUCGCUUCAGUUAAGGCGGGAAACGCGGAUAUAGACGAACUGAGGGCAGAACUCAGCGUCAAACAUGAAAAGGAGAUGGAAAACUUACGGACUUACUUUGAGAAAAAGUGCUCAGAUAUGGAGAGGAGUUAUUCAGAGGAGGUGUGGCGCGGUCGCGCGUGCUUGUCCCCGGGCGGCUCGGCAUCUUCACUGGAGGGUUCCGCGGCCGGCGACUGCUUGCGCCGGCGCACACGCAGCGCGGAACUGCCCUCGCUGACGCUGGAGUCGACGCCACUAGAGCAAGCUGUGAAACAGACUAGCAAGAAAUACGAGCAACAGCUGGAAGAACUGAGGGCAGAGCACCUGGCCUACAUUAGCGACCUACAGGCUCGCCACGCGGAGACUGUCGCCUCCUUGGAGGAACAGGUCACUCAGUUGAAAGCCCACAUCCAGACGUCCGAAAACACCGAAGCCAACGUGUCCGUCUACCAGCAAGACAUUGAUCUUGAACUCGAAAAGAAGAGGUUCGAGGCGCGCGUCGAGCAAGUGCGCCAGGACGUCGUGCAGCAGCUGCAGGAGCAGAUACAGGUGCUGCUGUCGGACCCGGACGCGGAGGUGUCGAGCUGGCCGCUGGAGCUGGUGGCGCUGCGCGACAAGAUCCACGGCGACGCGCGCCUGAACCAGGAGAAAGAGUUGUCGAGUUUACGCGACGAGUUGUCGGGCGGCGAGGACAAAUGGAAGCAGCGCCGCAACGUCAGCUUCGACCAGAACAGGCAUCUGGAGGAGGUCACUAGGGAGAGGGACGGACUGAAGCGCGUAGCGGUGAGCCUGCACCGCGUGGUGGGCCAGCUGGUGGCGUACUGUGCGUCGGCCGAGGACGAGCUCAACCGGACCGUGCUGUCGCAUCUGCUGGCUCGAGUGCUGCCCGACGCGGACGAAACAAUUGCCGAAGAGGAAUCCCGUCCGUCCACGCCCAACUUAUCCACAGAACUCAACACCAGCUUAGUAUCCCGCGGGAAGCACGUGCACUUCGCUCCAGACCUUCACUCUAUAUUGUCGGAGCUUGAUGAGGAGAGCGUGGGGGGCUUCCUGCAGCAGCAGCGUGACGUCAGCGCCGACACCAAGCGGGAGCUCGAGAGCUCGCUGCAGCGGCUGCGGCAGGAGGCGCACGAGCUGCUGGAGCUGUCUGCGAGGCUCACGCACAAAGAGCGCAAUGAAUCUAAAAUGCUGGAGUCGGGUCAGGUCCAGAUCACAGAAUUAGUUCAAGACCUAGACACCAACCAGAAUUCCUGUGAUAAUUGCGAGCUGCAUAGAAAGAACAUGGAAGAAGCGAUGGCAGAGUGCCUUCAACGUGAAAAUUUGCUCCGGUCCGAUCUGGAAGGAGCCAUGAUCAAGAUAGCUCACCUCAUGACGAGCAACGAAAGGCAUUCUUCUGAUCUUAUCGCAGAAGGAUACGGCACCGGACAGCAGCUGCAGGCAGCUCUGUCAUCCGCUCGCAUGUCGCCGCGCCCGCGAUCGUGUCACACACCUGGGACCAUGUCAUUAGACGGAUGCUCGUCGCCGCGUGCGCAUGUGUCGCGCUUAGCACAGGACCUCGAGAUGCUGCAUAAGGAGCGCGAUGACUUACAGCAGCAGCUCGAGGCGGCCAACCGUCAGCUCCGCUCCACGCGUCAGUUCGUAGAGGAGCAGGCAAGCGAGCGCGAAGCGGAGCGCGACGAGUUCGCCAAGCGGCUAGCGGAUCUCCGCGACGAGAAUGCUCGCCUCGCCACGCGCUUGCAGAACAACGCCAGGAUACUUAACGAGAUGCACCGCCUGCGCUUGUCACAGUGCGCCUGUCGCUCGCAAGAUGCACAAGUGGAGCAACUAGAAGCCCAAACGCGAGAGAUGAACCAAAUCAUCAAUGAACUGGAAACCCGCAAAGCUGCGUCCGACGAAGAGCUCAAAGCGACGGAAGAAAAAAUCAUCCUACUACGAGACAUAAUAGCCAACCUUGAAAGUCAACUGGAGCAGAAAACAACUCAUGAGACAGAAAUAUUGGAUGAGUUAGAUACUAUGAAGAAGACGAUAGAAGAGCGAGACAGCAAGAUGAGGUCGUUAUUAGGGGAACUAGAGUCGUUGAGGAGUGAGAAGUUGGAGCAGACUGAUGUGACGUGCUUCAAGUGCGGGUCUGAGGAAGAUAAGUACAGCGAGCUGAUGGACAAAGUAAAGGAGCAGUGUCGCUGGCUGGAGGAGAGGAUCCACCGGCGCACGGCGCGGCUGGAGCGCAUCCACGAGGUGUGCUCGACCUCGUGCAGCGAGCCCAGCGAGGACGUGUCGCUGAGGGACCAGAGGGAUGUAGAGGUGAAGUCUCCUGAAAGCCCGCCAACGCCACGCAACGAGAACCUCGUGGAACUACUUGGCAUAUGGGAGAGUUUGGAGGCACACUCGCGCGCGGAAGACGCGGCGCUCAAGCGCGUGCGCGAUCUUGAGAUGCAGCGCGCACAGCUGAAGGACGUCGCACAGGAGGUGCGCGCCGAGCGCGACGUGCUUCAAGUGCGCAUGUCGGAGCAGGCGCUGAAGAUCUCGUCGCUGUCGGCGCGCCUGCAGCAGCAGCGCAACGACGCCGAGGCGCUCGCGCACCACGCCUCCUCCCAGCUGUCCGUCCAGCUGCACGACGCGCGAGCAGAGGUUCAGAAGUUGAAAGAAGACCUAGAAUCGAAAGACAAACAGCUGCACCGGCUUAAACAGAAUUUAGAGGAAAAAGACAAAUUGAAUGAACAGCAUCAAUCGUUGUAUGGAAACUCAUGCAAUCCCAAAGACAAAGUGGUGAUUCUGGAGCGCGAGCUGUCAUCAGCGCAAACUCGCAUUGCUCAACUAGAAGCCAUCGCGCGCGGCCUCGAAGCUGAUAAAGAUGAGUUAAACUCGGCCCUGCGCGACCACCAGAGGGCGCUGGCCGAGAAGGAGGAGCAGCUACAGGAACUGCUGGCGCUGAAACUGGACGAUGACAACCAAAGGGAGAAAAGCGAGGACGGAGGGAAAGCGUCCGCUCGCACGCUCAGCGAUAUCGUGUCGAUAUCGGAGUUCGACGAGCAGGACUUGCAGAUGAGGCGAGCGGAGCUCAAAGGUCACAAUACGAGUCUGACGGGCGCGCCGCACGCGUCUGAUUCAAGAGACAAAAUGCUAAACAGGACGCUGCCUCCGGAACUGACGCGUCCGAACAUGAGCUCCCUCAAUAUCGAGUACAUCGACAGUCUGGACGCGCCGCAUGGUACUCCCCGCGCCGAUUCAUUGCCCGCGCACCUCACCUCUACUCAAAACAAGGAUAGAUACAAACGCAACGUCAACGAGACCAUGAUGUUCGGAACCCUCGACAAGUUUGGAGAGAGCGUCAAGCACUCAACAGCUCAGAACAUCCCCGAUAACUGCUCCAUGUACCCCAAUAGAGACGUCAGCGAAAGUAAGGACCACAGCGUCGAACCAAAGAAGAUCAACUUCUCCGUUGAACCUUCCCACGACAACAGAACGCACGACGAGGAGGAAUUCACGUCGCUCAGAGAAUUAGGAAUCAGUUUAGACAUCCGACAGGAGAAUUUCCCGGAUAUUCUGACUCAGUUGAAACAUGAAAUCAAAAAGUCCCGAGCGGAGUUGGAGAAUUGCAAAUCUGAGCUGAAAAAUGCCGAGGAGCAGCUCUGUGAGUUCCCAGCUUUGAAAGAGGAAGUGGAAGAGUUGAAGGGGCUAUUGGAGAACACGAUGGCCACCAUGGAGACUGAUAAAAAGUUCUACGAGAAUCAACUGGAAAACUUCUCGUCGAACAAGAAGUUGCUGGAACAACGCUUGACCGAAUUGACCCAGGAGGUCGGGGAGAAAUCUAAGGACUUACAUUUGCUCAAAGAAGAUAUUUUAAGAAGAGAGAAUAUGAUUCUCGAACUCGCAAAGGAGAAGCGUAAUUUGACAAACAAAAUGACUGAACUCGAAGUAAAAAUUGACGAACUGCAAAGCAGAAAUAACGCAUUAGAAAAAUGUGAAACGGAAAAUCACCAACUGAGAGAGAAAUUGCAAGAAAUGCAAAAACUCGAACAACUAGUUUCCGAGAAAAACCAUCAAAUAGACUCUUUGAAUCAACAUUUAGAUAGAUUAGACGAUUUGCAAAGGUGUCUCAAUGAUAAAACCGAGGAAUUAGAAAACUUGAAAGAAGCCUUAGAAGAGAAAUCUAGCGAGGUCUUCCAAAUGCAAGAUACAGUAGAGGCUUUGAAUCGGGACAUCGCCAAGCUCAACGAGCAUAAUAACCAACUCAAUGACAGCAACAAAGAAUUAAAACUCAAACUUAGUAAACUAGAAAAAGAGCAAGAGAAUGCUUCUCUAAAACUACAAAGUAGCGAGAGUGAGUUAGAAAGAGCUAACUCCCUAAACAGUGAAUUAACAUCGAAAAUUGAUGAGCUCAAAUUGUUGACUGACAAAUUAAAAGACAAAGAAACUGAAAUUGAGAUCUUACACGAGGACAUAAACGCUUUCCACGAAGAAAUAGCGUCAUUGAAGGAGCAAAUGAAGAUGGUUUCGCGGAGUCCCUCGCCCAGGAGCAAGAAUGGCGACGACAAGAAAGUGGCCGACCGGCAGGCGAGCAAUGAUAAGAAGCAGCUCGUCAAGAUUAGGAAGCAAAUAUCGCUGCUGCAACACGAAUUGGACUUCAACAAGAAGGAAUUAAAUGACAAGGCCUUCGAGCUAGCAAAAGCGAAGCUGGACGUGACGGAGCUCCGCAACAACCUGGGCCAGGCAGCCAGCGCCGCCGCCGACAGGGAGCUGGCCACGGCUCGCCUGCAGCACGACCUGCAGGCCCUGGCUGCGGAGAAGGAGCAGCUGGCCGAGCAGCUGACGAACGUGUCUGCCAGAAUAAGAGAAGAGUCAAACACGUCAGAAUUAAAGGCGAAGCUGCGCGAAAAGACUGAACGAUGCCAAGAACUGGAGAACGAACUACAGGACAUGAAGGAGCUUGUUGACAGGUUACGAGAAGCCGAAGCGAACGAAGCGCUGCAGCAGCAUUCCUCGCGCGCGCUGGUGGUGAGCGGCAGCCGCUCGCCCACCGCCGAGCUGGAGCGCGCGCUGCGGGACCAGCUCAACUACUCGCACUCGCUCGACGACGACAUCUGCGAGCAGAUCCUAUCGGCGAGCAGCGACGACCGCGAAGACAUUCCGCGCCUCGCUUUGAACAUAUCAAAGUCCUCGUCGUCGAUCCACUCGUCCUCGUCGGAGCGGCUCCACCGACUGCGGGCGGACAACGACAAGCUGCAGGUGCAGGUCAACAACCUCGAGCUGCGGCUGCGGGACAAGGACGCGCUCAUCACGGAGCUCAACAGUCUACAACACUCGUCGGAGCGGCUCCACCGACUGCGGACGGACAACAAACUGCAGAUGCAGGUCAACAACCUCGAGCUGCGGCUGCGGGACAAGGACGCGCUCAUCGCAGAACUCAACAGUCUACAACACUCGUCGGAGCGGCUCCACCGACUGCGGGCGGACAACGACAAGCUGCAGAUGCAGGUCAACAACCUCGAGCUGCGGCUGCGGGACAAGGACGCGCUCAUCACGGAGCUCAACAGGUAG